AUGAGGCGCCUUGCCAACAACGCCUUCUCCGACGAGGCCAUGAGGGUCAAAUGGCUGAACCUCCUGCCAUCGAACACCAGCCGUUUGUGCCGAGUGCUGCCAGCCACCUCACUCGACGAGCUGGCCCACCUGGCUGACCUCGCCAUUGCUCCAGAACCGCCAGUCCACGCUGUCGCAGCUUGCCAACCAACACCGCCCUCGAGUAGCACUUCUUCAGGCACGGCAUCGCCUCAGCCAGAAUGCGACAUCUCCACGCUGCAGCAAACAACGGCGGUUCUAACAGCAACAACAAUAACAGCAGAGGUCGCGCCCGCUCGCACUCACGCCCUCGUUCAGCCCGUCCAGCUGCCUCAGCCGCACCAGCAUCGUCCAACACGGGCUGGUGCUGGUAUCACCGCAAAUUCGGCCAGGAGGCCACACAAUGUAAGCAGCCCUGCUCCUUUGCACCAGGUCAGGGAAUUUAAACGCGCCCCGCCCCUGCAAGCCGAGGCGGUUGGCGCAUCUACAGAGCGCCGCUUGCACAUCGUCGAUAGAACAUCAAAGCUCCGAUUCCUGGUGGACACGGGCUCGGCGGUUUCCCUGCUGCCACGCACAUUCUUCAAGGAGGUGAGAACUCGUGGUCCGCUUACUCUCAGCGCAGCCAACGCUUCAGCGAUUAGCACAUACGGCACAUAG
Molecule: messenger RNA, 675 nt
Organism: Nasonia vitripennis (jewel wasp)
Lineage: Eukaryota; Metazoa; Arthropoda; Insecta; Hymenoptera; Pteromalidae
Exons: 2
Coding region: 1-675 (224 amino acids)
Source: RefSeq, a predicted model, not a curated record